Messenger RNA from Solanum tuberosum (potato), 525 nucleotides. RefSeq lists its product as uncharacterized. The transcript has 3 exons. The coding region runs from base 1 to 525 and encodes 174 amino acids. Lineage: Eukaryota; Viridiplantae; Streptophyta; Magnoliopsida; Solanales; Solanaceae. The record is from RefSeq and is a predicted model, not a curated record.
AUGCCUGUCGGAUCAGAAGGUGUCUCUGUUACAUCAAGUAAUUCUCAAACUUUAUCCUCUCCUUCAUUGCCACCCACUAUUACACCACCACCUGAUUAUACUCAACCGCCAACGUCAUCCACACCAUUAAUGAUAAGCAGUAAAGGAGCUACUACGUCUAUGAUCUCAACUACCAUUUUGACUGCUUCAAUGAAUGAUCCUUCGGCUGAUGUUACCAAGCUCUCUCAAUUUAUGGACAAUCAACACCAAUCUCACUGGAAAGCAGUGAAGCGAUUACAUCGUUAUCUUUGUCACACCUACCAAUAUGGCAUACAGAUUUUUAAAGCUCCAUCUUCUCAUUUGGUUAUUUAUUCUGAUUCAGAUUGGGCUAGUGAUCCAAAUGAUCACACUUCUACCUAUGGCUAUAUUACUUUCAUGAGUAUUACACCAAUUUCAUGGUCCUUCAAUAAACAAUUCUCUGUAACUCGGCCCACUACAAAAGCUGAGUAUAGAGUUGUGGCUGCUGCUAUUGCAGAAACCAAUUAG